GGUGUUUGAAGAGGCUUCUUUGUGUACAAAAAUAGCCGCUUUUAACAACUCGACUCGGACUUUGGUAAUUAUAUUGCGUUAUUAAUGUUUGAAGUCUAAUGUAUUAGUGUUUGCUUUGGUCCAGUCAUUAGAAUCUUCUGGUAGUGGCCUGUUUAGGGUGAAAACCGAUAAUCAUAAUUCAUAAACCCACACCUACUCACGAGAAAACCCCAGACCCAAGCAGAGGAAAUGGUGAUAGGGCUUAGGCAGUUCAUGGCAAGAGUUGGCAACGGAGCCGGAGAGCCCGUUCUCGAUACAGAUAAUGGCGAGGAGCUUGUUCACGUCCAGCCUUCCGUCUCCAUCGCACUUGGGAAUCGUGCCCCGGAAUCCCCUGGCACUCUCUACAUCACCACCAAGCAAGUGAUUUGGCUGAGUGAUGUGGACAGCGCAAAGGGCUACGCUGUUGAUUUUUUUUCUCUGUCGCUUCACGCUGUUUCAAGGGACCCGGAGGCCUACCAUUCUCCUUGUAUUUACACUCAGAUUGAAACUGGAGCUGAUGAAGAUGUGUCUGAGGACUCAGAUUCAGAAUGUAAUGAGGUUUUAGAUUUAUCCAAGGUCACCGAGAUGAGGCUUAUUCCUUCAGAUGCUAGCCAAUUGGACACUCUGUUUCAGAUGUUCUGUGAGUGUGCUGAGUUAAAUCCAGAGCCUAUUGAAGAAGGAGAAGAAGAAGGACCAAAUUGGGUUUUUGGUGCUGAUCAGUUGGAAGAUGAAGCUGGAGAGGGUGAUGAUUCGGAAUGGCAUUUCCCCCAGAAUCCAACAAACUCAAUUGGUCAUUCAAAUGGUGAUCAUGAUCUAGCUCGCACAGUGCUUGAGCUUCAAAUCAAUGAUCAACGCUUUGAGGAUGCGGAAGAGAUGGAACAAGUUAGUGAUAGCAGUCAUCAUCAUCAACAUCAUCAGUGAGCUCCCAUGUGACUGUCGUGUUACAGGAAAUUCAGCAUAUGGCAAGAGUGAACAUAAUUCUAGUGUUGCUUUUAACUGAUUUUGCUCCAUGCCCAAACUUUGUUGUAUAUACUUGAUCACUUGAACAAGUUGACAUUGUUUUCUUUUAAAGAAACUUUUUAAAAUUAUUUUGUUCUUCGUUUUGUUAUUCAUGUAUCAGAUAGUGCUCGUAGAAGCUCAGGUUAUGAUACGUUCAUAUAUGUAGUAUAGUGGAGUUUGGCAACAUUCUGUUGGCGACA
This is a messenger RNA of Theobroma cacao (cacao), 1217 nucleotides long. Its product is annotated as nucleotide-sensitive chloride conductance regulator (ICln) family protein. NCBI's taxonomy places the organism in Eukaryota, Viridiplantae, Streptophyta, Magnoliopsida, Malvales, Malvaceae. Gene Ontology annotation, biological process: mRNA cis splicing, via spliceosome; cell volume homeostasis; spliceosomal snRNP assembly. The record is from RefSeq and is a predicted model, not a curated record. Gene Ontology annotation, cellular component: methylosome; plasma membrane; cytosol.